AAAAAAAAAGGUGAAUUAAUUCAAACACACUCAGGGAUCCCCCUAUCAGUGUACAAUUUGGAGCAGAGCUGAGUGAGUGCAGGACCUGCCAGGCUGAGCCAAAGGGACCCUGACACUGGGAUUUAAUUCUACCCAACACAGCAACACCAUGAGGCUAACAGCAUCAGUAGUGCUGCUUAUUAUAUUGAACAAUGUGCUUGCAGAUACAGGUAAGCCAUGCUUGCACAUUGAUUAAGGAAGGAUAUAUAUAUAUAUAUAUAUAUAUAUAUAUAUAUAUAUAUAUAUAUAUAUAUAUAUUUUACAUUUAAAUUUACUUGUGUUUUUAUUUUAGCUGCUUUGUACUUUGCCAUGUGAGGAAUAACAUGACAUGCUGACUCUAUAAAAUGCAUUUAUUGCAUAGUGAUGACAUUGACAGAGUCAGUAUAUCAUGUUAUAGAUCUUUAUCUUCAUUAUAGAGUCUGGAAUUGUCUGUUAUAUAUCAAGUAGUCAUUUUAUAGCCUGGUCUUGGCUUUCUUUUUCUUUUUAUGAAUGCAGGAUCAGUCAUUGUACAAUAUAGCCUUAUAGAGCUUGUAAUAGGAUAGAGCCUGGACUUUUAAUGAUGCAUGAUCACAGAACCAGCCCUUGCUUUCAGCUGCUUAUUGUACUAUUUUGAUAUUUAUUGAGAUAUCCCCUAGCCUGCCAUUGCAGCACUGAUACUGUUUGAUUUCAUUCAUCACAACGUGUUGUGUGGGAGAGUCCUGGCUGUGCUCUAACUCUGUGCAUGUUAUAUACUGGGGCUCUAUGGGGGAGAUAUACUAAGCCCCCCCUUUCUAUGUCUGUCUGGGGUUCAGUUAAGGUUGCUAGGAUGCAGGUUAUUGGGGGGGGGGGGGCUGAGGUGAAUUAGCGCAGAUCUGACGUUUACAACCGGCUUUCCCCUCCUCUACUACGGCAUGCCCCUUCAAGCCCCGCCCUUAUAUAUGCCGUCUUGGGCCGGCUAGAACCAAAGCUGAUUGGCUGACGUCAAAUCGGCCGAUCGCGAGCCCCAGCCUGACUGCCCAAUCAGGGUAAUGAUAGGGCGGGGCUUAGCGACGGUUUUUUUUUGUUUUUUUUUUUCUUCUCCUCGUAUAGUGGCGGGCCACGCCCUAUUAUAACUGUUUCUCAGCUCGGCUGCAUGGCGGGAAAACUCCUCCUGCUUGUGGGAUGGGUUUUCUGGCGUGAGGGAAAGGCCAGGCCAGGCCAUGGCCGGCCCCUCUUCCCUUACAAGUUCAAGUACGUCUGGCUUCCUCCAUCAAAGGAUGGGGUCAGGGCGUGGGCCCCUGCUGAUAAGAGUUUAACGCACGUACAUAGGGUCCUGUGUAAAGACACGCCCGGAUAGGGCUAUGCAGACAUAAUGGCUUUUAAUUUUUAAAUGAUGCUGAACGAGUAAAAUGGAAAAUACCAUAAAUUCAACACGUACAAAAUGCUAAAAAAAAAAUAUAAUUUAUACAUUAAAUUAUUAUAUAAAAAAAAGUGAAGUAAAAUCGACUUUGCUAACCAGUUAUGAAGUAAAUUUUGGUUAUUAUUCUUCUCAAAUCAUGUGGAGUUUAAUUUAAAAUUAAAACUGAUUUAACUAAAUCACAAGCCAUUAUUUUUCCUCCCUCAGUCUCAUCUUAUAGAAUCACUUUAUGAAGUAAAUGUGGUUUCUGUGCCCCGAGUUCUUAAAAUAAUGCAGACAAUAUUGUGGUUGAAGUGGGAAAAUUAACUUGUAAUGUUUAAAAAAAAACCCGCAGGAUUUGGCGUAAAGUCUCAAUUUUAUCCCACGAACAUAGUGUGUGGAACUUCCCUCCUCUUCAAAUUUAUCUUAAAACAUCCACCGGUUUAUAUUUUGACUUUUCUUUUUUUUUACCACAACAUUUUAAAGAAGAAACGAUUCCCUGCUUGUAUUAUUUACAUGGAAUCAUUAUUUUUACUAAUUUAUUUAGUAAAAAUAAUGAUUCCAUUAUUACUAUUUGUUAAACUGAUGUGGUAACAAAGUAACAAAUUAAUUAGACAUAGCAGUUUUCUAUCUACUAAUUACUUUUAACAAUAAAUACAAUAAAUAAAUGACCAAACCUAGUGCCAGAUUAUACUCUAUUUUACAUAAGCAUUGCCCUGGCAUGGUUGCCAUUACAAACCUACAGUGAUGCCACCCUUUGCCACUAGUGCCAGUGUUGUGUUGGCACACGUUUUGCUUUGUGCCGGGUGGUAUUUACCCUGGCACAACCUCAGCUGUAAGGGAGCAAGUAAAAAUAGGACGUUUUUGCCAUUUUCAAUUCACUACUAUGUUUAUUUCAUUAUAGAGGAAGGCACGUUUCAGAUACACAGGGUCUCCGAAGCAGGAUGUUCUUAAUAUUUCCAAGUUGGGUGUGCCUCUUCUAAUGGAGUCUGCUUGCCAGCCAUUUUUAAAACUCCUGUUACUAUACACAAGUUUUGGUGUCUGCCAGUUCAGUGCAUUAUGUGUGCUGGGGAUGAGGUUUAGGGGGAGGCAUUCCCUGGUGAAAGUUAGUUAAUUAAUUAAAAAGGUGGCAAAAUUUGAAUUCGAGUAGGUGGGUUAGUAUCCAAAACUUUGUCUCCUUCAUGCUGUUUCUCACUCGCAAUUCAUGUUUGACACAGUGGCAGCAGAAGGCAACAAUUUAUAAUCUAAGACUGUACUAAUUUAAACUAAAGUAUUCAAAAGUAAGCAAUGUUUGCCUUAGAAGGGGGCCGUCAUUUGCACGUUAUGUACAGGUAAUAAUUUCCCCUCUAACGUAACAUCCUGUAUGGUGCAAGCAGAUAUAAUAAAAAAUAUUGUUUUUAUAAACCAUGGGCUGUAUUUGCAGGGCCUAUACUAUUAAAACACUUAAUAGCAUAAGCACCUUUAAUUUCUCUGUACAAUGUGUUGCAAUAAUUUCCACCAUCAGAAAUGUGGGGAUUGCGUAAUGUUUUUAUUGAGCCAUUUAAAAAUUAUUAUUUUUUUAACCUUAACGGUGACGCCAUUAGCAGGAAAACACCACAUCAGGAAACAAAGAAGCAAGUGACUACUAUUAUCGCAGUGCUUUUACAGCAACCGAUACGGCUAAUGAUUCAAACAAUCGCAAUAAAGCAAUUUAUCAUUUUUAGAUAAUGUCUCAGCUCCUUAUAACUAAUUUCAUUUGCUUUAGACACUAUAAUACCAUAUCUGCAAGUCUCCUAUCUCUCCUAAAGUUAGGCCUCACUGGUACUAGAGAAGUAAUAUAUUUAGGGCCAUAUAUUUACCCCUCCAGAGGCUGUUCUAGGACAGUUAAUAUAAUGAACAUUUUCAUGAUAAGACUUUGGGGAUCUAAUUUAUCCCAUAUAAGCCAUACAAGUUUGGGAUUAAAUACACUUUCCUCUUUGCUUGCUAACCUUCUGGGCCAUCAAACGUGCCACUUUAUCUGUCUUUCUAUAGACUGAGGCCUACAACUCUCAGGAAUAGUGUUUUUUUUUUUUUUGUGUUUUUUUUUUCAACCUCUCUGGUAGAUUAAAGUGUUGACUCUAGGUAGAAAAACUGUGAUUCCUCCCAAUAGUUUUAACAUGACUCAUUCUAAUUUUGGAACCUUACGUUGUCGGUAAAACCCCUCCCCCAAGAUAUCGUCUUAUGUUAAGACAAAUAACUGGGUGUAUUGUGAUACAUCUUGGGGUAAAAAAAAAAAGCAAGGCAGAAUACACCGUGUUCUAAAAUGGUGGAAGAUUCUUCUCCUACCCACAUACUUCCUCAGAGCUCAUUCCAGGAAGUUACCUUGAACAAUGACCGGCAUAAUUUUACAUAUUGCCAAACCCUCUUUGUGCCUUGAGUACAGUAUAUGACAUAAGCAUUUUCUUACUCACAAGCUAAAUGUAUAAGGUAUUCAGAGUGUACAUGUUGUCACGGCUCUGGAGUCUUUCAGCUUGGUGCCUAUGGCCCACCACCAUGCUUCAUUGACUUAUGGACUUGUUUUGGUCAGUAGUUAAAAUACAGGUAGAAACACAGCUACAAGUGCCAUGAUUAUUUGCAUACCUUAACGAUAUCCAGGUCUACCUUUGUCCCUUUAAGAGUAACUCCUUAGUACCAAUAAACUAGAUGUUACUUGCUCUUACCAGACUGUUACUCCUUCAGACAUUUGUUAGACAAGAAAUUAAGCCAACAGUCUUUUCAUGGUAGUUAGACGUCCACACUUUCUUACAGGAAGGCUUAAAUAGCUUUUACAUAGAAACAUAGAAUGUGACGGCAGAUAAGAACCCAUCUAGUCUGCCCAAUUUUUAAAAUACUUUCAUUAGUCCCUGGCCUUACCUUAUAGUUAGGAUAGCCUUAUGUCUAUCCCACGCAUGUUUAAACUCCUUUACUAUGUUAACCUCUACCACUUUAGCUGGAAGGCUAUUCCAUGCAUCCACUACCCUCUCAGUAAAGUAAUACUUCCGGAUAUUAUUUUUAAACCUUUGCCCCUCUACUUUAAGACUAUGUCCUCUUGUUGUGGUAGUUUUUCUUCUUUUAAAUAUGGUCUCCUCCUUUACUGUGUUGAUUCCCUUUAUAUAUUUAAAUUUCUAUCAUAUCCCCCCUGUCUCGUCUUUCCUCCAAGCUAUACAUGUUAAAAUCCUUUAACCUUUCCUUGUAAGUUUUAUCCAGCAAACCAUGAACUAGUUUUGUAGCCAUUCUCUGAACUCUCUCUAAAGUAUCAAUAUCCUUCUGGGGAUACGGUCUCCAGUACUGCGUACAAUACUCCAAGUGAGGUCUCACCAGUGUUCUGUACAAUGGCAUGAGCACUUCCCUCUUUCUACUGCUAAUACCUCUCCCUAUACAACCAAGCAUUCUGCUAGCAUUUCCUUGAGGUUAGGACUUUAUCAAAUAUUCUAUACUCUGCCCUUGGGUUUUUACGUCCAAGAUGCAUUAUCUUGCACUUAUCCACAUUAAAUGUCAGUUGCCACAGCUCUCACCAUUUUUCCAAUUUACCUAAAUCAUUUGCCAUUUGGCUUAUCCCUCCUGGAACAUCAACCCUGUUACAUAUCUUAGGAUCAUCAGCAAAAAGACAUACCUUACCAUCAAGAUCUUCUGCAAUAUCACUAAUAAAAAUAUUAAAGAGAAUGGGUCCAAGUACAGAUCCCUGAGGUACCCCACUGGUGACAAGUCCAAGCUUCGAAUAUAUUCCAUUAACUACAACACUCUGUUGCCUGUCACUCAGCCACUGCCUAACCCAUUCCUGUGGAAAGUACCACAACAUGUUUUCUUUUGAGAAUUGCAUAUUGUUUGACAAACAAUAAUGAAGUUUGUUGAUCAAUACUAAUAUGUUUUGAUCUCUUUAUUUUCCCAUGUCUUAUCUGCUUACCUUCAGCUCCGUACGAUAGACUAUCAUGGGUUAUAUGGCACCUCAAUGUUCUUUAUGGCAGACGUAUAAUCUCUAAUCAUUUUCCCGUUUACAGACCAGUACAUUCUGCUCAUACAACACAACAGGACAUUUUUUAUUUUUAAAAAUAGAUCUGUUAAACAAGUAUUGCCUUUAAAAAAAAAAAAAAUAUAUAUAUAUAUAUAUAUAUAUAUAUAUUUUUUUUUUUUUAAUGGUUUUGUAAGUCAAAGUUCAAAUUUUAAGAUUUAUUUUAAUAUUUCCAAUACAGCUGCUAAAUAUCCAUUUCUUAAUCACCAAGAUGUUUUUAUAGGAAUCUUUAGUUCUUUAAAUACAGUGCUGUGCAAUACGUUGGCGCUAUAUGGAUCAUUUUAAUUGUAUUUCUUUUUAUAUGCAAAAUCCCCUCACGUGUGAUUGUGUAAUAUGGAACAAACUCGCAUGCGCGAUGGGUAAUUUUUUUACAGUUUUGUCGCAGGAUAUUUGGACUAAAGUUCAGGCGUCAGCAUCUUGUCUCAAUAUUAACGUGUAAUCUAAGCAUUAUUCUUAAAGGGGGUUUAUUAAGGAAGCUGCAAAUAUUCAAAAAAGUAUCAUAUAAAGCUGAUGUUUCAUGCAGAAAUACCGUUCAAAGUUAGAAUUUUAUUCCUUCAUGUAUACUGCACUUUAUGGUUUGGGACACUUCUAAAAUGUUCAUGUUGCAUCCAUAAUACUACUUAGUAGAUGUUUUUUUAAAGAAACCAGGCACUUUCGCUAAUCAGGGUUAAUGAGGAAUUGGAAUUUCUCACUUUGCUGUCCAAGUCUGGUUGAGCAGAUGGUAUCUUUAAUUUUCAUACAUAAGUUGGAUAAAUAAAAUAUCUGACGGCUUUCUUAAACCUGUGUCACCCAUACAUUUAAGAAAGUAUGGCGUCUGUUUGACCGACUGGGACUGAAUUAGAACCAGGCUGAGUACUCUGCUCUGGCAUUUGAAAUAUGAGACUUCCUUUCCUGCAUUCGUGUACACUGAAUUGCUUGCUUUCUAAUAGAACCACUCCUCAAAUAGAGCAGUAAAAAAAAUCAGUUGGACAAUGAUAGUGGGGCAAUGAAUGCAGUUUGGUUUAAUCCGCAAUUAACAUUUAUCUAUGGCUAGUUAGCCCCCUGCCCCAUGAGCCACCCAGAGUUGGACAACUAAUGCAAAAGUUCACUUUUGUGUUAGCCGAGCCUCAGCAUGGGGAUGGGAUUUUAGGCUCCGGGGUAACCCUGAUUUUAUGAAUUGGUUAUGCAGUAACUGGGGAGACUGCACUCAAAAACACUUUGCACCAUCACCACUACCAAGAGAGUAGAAUUCUGUAAUAAAUUAUAUUUCUUUUUUUCUUUUUCCCUCUGUUAAGUAGUUUCCUUUUUGAAGGCCUUCAUUAACCCCUUAAGGACCCAAACUUCUGGAAUAAAAGGGAAUCAUGACAUGUCAGACAUGUCACACAUGUCGUGUCCUUAAAGGGUUAAACUUCUAGAUUUUAUCUGUAGAGAAUGGAGAGGUCAGGCUUGCUGUAGAUCUGUCUCUGUCACAUAGACAUCCUUGUUAUUAGGUUUAUCAUCACAAACCUGGAGGCAUUUCUAUAUUCUAGAAAUCUCCUUCCUUUUUGAUUUUUUUUUUUUUUUUCUUCAAUUUUCCAUUCAUUACAGCCCGAUAACAAGCGAUCAGACAUCUCGUGUUCAUACUGCUCGUUUAUAUAUGACUGAUAACAUGCAACAAGCUCAUUAUCUAUUAUUAGACCUCCCACAACACCUAGACUACUGUAGGGCUGGCUGAGGGUUAUGGCAUUGGUAUCCAAAAUGGCAAAGCCGCACUAACACAGCUAUAUUUCCCUAAUGUUUUUGAAGGGUUUCUAACCUUGCUUGUUAAUAAAGCUAUUUUAAUCUUUGCCAUACUUUGCUCACGUGGCCCUGAAAUGAAGGUGGUAUUUCAAUGUAAAGAUCACAGUGAUUACUGGAGUCACAUUGUUUUAAGAUUUAUGUGUGGCAUUUCUGUAGACAUGUGAUGAACUUUUUUUAUCGCUGCCCUUCAAACAUGCAGGGCCUUUGAUUGGCUGUUAAUGUCUGUGGUGGUAGUGAUGGUGGUUAGAUACUUUUUGGAGGGGGUAAAGCAUUACAUACAAGGUAACAGUGGAUUGUAACUUAGUUGAAGUUAUUAGUUCUAGUGGGCCUUGGCAAUGCCUUUACACAAUCUUUUUUAUUUAUUUUUUCUCACAGGGAGUAAAUGUGAUCGAAACGAGUUUAAGUGCUCAGAUGGGAAAUGCAUACCAUACAAAUGGGUUUGUGAUGGAAGCCCAGAAUGUGACGAUGAGUCGGAUGAGUCUGGAGAGGCUUGCAGUAAGUAAAUUUCAUAUCCCGGAAUAUUCUUCAGUGACAUUCUGAAAUGACCACUUUUUUAUUUAUUUUUUACUCUUUCUGAAAAUAUAUUAAUACAUAUGUCCAGAUUUUUAUUUUUAUUAUCACUCAUUCAAUGCUCUGUUUUCCUUCCCUUCAGUGUCUAUAGUGUGCACCGAAGACCAGUUCAGCUGUGGUGGACGGUUAAAUCGUUGUAUUUCUAUGUCCUGGAAAUGUGAUGGAGAGACUGACUGUGAAAAUGGCUCAGAUGAACAGAAUUGUCGUAAGUUUACUUGUGACACUAGUUAUGUUUUUAUAGAUAAAGCUAGUGCAAGUGUGAUAUUCUACAUAAAACAUGAAUGAUCAUCGUUACUAAUACUCUAUUGCUUCUUUGUUAGCUGCCAAAACUUGCCCCGAUGACUUUUUCCGGUGUAACAAUGGAAAGUGCAUCUCUCUUGAGUAUGUGUGUGACCAUGACCAUGACUGUGAGGAUGGCAGUGAUGAAGUGUCCUGUGCAGAACCCACAUGUGGUCCAGCCUAUAUAAGUUGCCACAACAAUGGCAUGUGUAUUCCAAAGUUUUGGGGUUGUGAUGGAGACCCUGACUGUGACGAUGGCUCAGAUGAGCUUAACUGUGAUGGGAAGGCACCCACAAGGACUGAAAAACCAUGUGGCGAGCUGGAAUUUCACUGUGGGAGUGGAGAAUGCGUACACCUGAGUUGGAAGUGUGACGGAGCAUUUGACUGCAAGGAUAAAUCAGACGAGAUGGAUUGUAGUAAGUAUCUGAACACCCACGUAUAGAGAACAAAUGGAAGUAAAAGUGACAAGAACUCGUGUUUCACUGUGAUCCCUUGCUCACACGAGGGUCAUAAUUCUUGUUCAAAAGUGCUAAAAAUUUAAUUAUGCACAGAAAACGUGCUUGAUUUACUGUUUAUGAAGCUUAUCGUGAUUCUUGUCUGUCUUCCAGUCAAACCCACCUGCCGUCCAGAUGAAUUUCAGUGUGACAAUGGGCAGUGUAUUCAUGGGAACCGCCAGUGUGACAAGGAAUAUGACUGCAAAGAUCUGAGCGAUGAGCGGGGCUGUGUGAAUGGUGAGUACUGAGAGAAAAAAGGUUACAUUACUACCUAAUGCAGUUCAUAAGUGUGUCAUCAAGUUACCUCCUGCACCCUUAGACAUAGAAUCUCUUGUUCCCUUAAGAUAAAGAUUUAAUCUCGGACAGGAGGUGGUCAUGGGCAGAGCGAAAAGCUUUCACCUGCUGCACCCACAGAACAUUGCUAAGCUAUGAUCCUAUGUCUAUGAGUAUAGCACUAUGCACCCAUUUAAACUCUUUUUUUUUUUUUUUUUUAUUUAGUGACAAAAUGUGAAGGCCCCAACAAAUUCCAGUGCCGCAGUGGGGAGUGCAUCUCUAUAGAGAAAACCUGUGAUGGGAAGAGAGACUGCCGAGACUAUUCAGAUGAGCCUGUUAAAGAGUGCAGUGAGUAUUUUUUGUCCUCUAUAACUAGGCCUUGUUCUCAUAAUGUCUCAUGGUUGCCCCCCUACUAAAUGAAUACAAUACAUCCAUAACCUGUUUUAUGACUAUGCCCCAAAGAAUUGACCCUUAGUUGUCUUGCUUUGGGGAAGGAACAUUUUACAAAGUUAAACAUUUAUAUGGGGGCUCAUUUGUUUUUUGGUAUAGCAAAUUAUCUGGACACAUUGCCCCUGGUGACUAGUAGUGGAAACCUGAUUCAAACCUUUUAAGAAACCAAACUUAUGCCGUAAAGAAUUAUGUAUUAAUUCUGGUUAUCUUUCUCCCCAGAUGAAAAUGAGUGCUUAAAGAACAAGGGAGGCUGUUCUCAUAUCUGCAAGGACCUAAAUAUUGGCUAUGAAUGUAUGUGUCCUGAUGGUUACAGACUGGUGAAUGGAAGGCGCUGUGAAGGUAAUUGAUAGUAUAGGAAUAUGUUGUGUAUUCAGAUAUAUUUCAGCAGGCUAAUUUUAAGGGUUUAGUUUGUACUAGAAGUACAGACAUUCUCGUAUUUCAAUGAUCCUGGCUGUUUAUAUCUUCAUUCUACUCACUGUGUAUGGUAUACUGAUUGUUAGAAAGUACUCCUUAUAUUGGCACAAUCGUGGAUACAAUUCUCUUACUUCAGUUUAAUUUUCUCCUUACAACCUUUUUGUCUCUGUGUACAUUUCCCCUAAAGAUUGUAAGCUUAUGGCCUUUCUCCUUUCGUUAUAGUGUCUAAAUAUGUCUCCCUAUUUGUAUAUUCACCAGUGUUAUUUUUGCAUAGAUUGCAAAGUGCUCUGAAUAAGACAACCACCUUUGGCCAUUUAUUAAAAUAAUGAAAAACAAACACACACAUAUUUGCCUUGGAAUAUAACAUUUAAACGUGAAAGUCAGACUCCUUUAACUGCGUAAACAAGGCUGAUUAGAAUGUGAUCCUGAAUGGUUUUGCCCAGCCAGAAAAAUCAUUGUGUUGUGUGUUCUUUUCCUUUUCUGUUUGGAUUCUGUGUAGCAAGUGAAUGUGGUUUAAUGCAUCUAGACUGUAUGAGCAGGAUCCUCAAUAACCUCUUGUUUCCUUUUUAAUAUUUGUAAUAUUUUUUCUCAUUAUAUCCCCACAUUAAUUUAGUAAAGUGCUGCGAAAUAUGUUGCCUCUAUGUAAAUGCCUUUAAUAAGUGUCUCAUUUUCUGAUUUUUCUACUCAGAUAUCAAUGAAUGUGAAAUCCCUGACACGUGCAGCCAAAUCUGCAUCAAUUUGGAGGGCAGCUUCAAGUGUGAAUGUAAAGAGGGAUAUCAGAUGGAUCUUAUGACUAGAUCCUGCAAAGCCAUUGGUAGGUGGAGUGUGUUCCUUAUAAUACAUGCGAAAAGGUCUUAAUAACCUUUUGUCCAUGUGCUUCAUAUGUCCUGUACGCAGGAACUACAUUACAUGCUUGAUGUCUUAUCUCUUUCUGUCUUCUCUUUUAUUUUUCUAUAUAGGAAACAUAGCAUAUCUUUUCUUUACUAACCGCCAUGAGGUUAGGAAGAUGACCUUGGACAAGAGCGAGUACUCAAGCUUCAUUCCACAUCUGAAGAACGUGGUGGCUUUAGACAUGGAAAUAGACAGCAAAAAAAUCUACUGGUCUGACCUGAGUCAGAAGAAGAUUUACAGGUAAUGUAGAACUUAGUUCAUUCACAAACUGUCAACCUUUCCAAACAAGGAAGGAAAUUCCAGAAUAUACUCUUGUUUCUGUUCAACAAACUGAUCCUCCACCCUCCUCCUUCUUUCGAGCAGUGCUUUAAUGGACAAAGCCCACAACAUUUCCCACCAUGCAACAGUAAUUAGCAAUGAAAUAAAAACUCCUGAAGGGAUUGCAGUUGAUUGGAUCCAUGGCAAUAUCUACUGGACAGACUCUGCCCUUAGCACUAUUUCGGUGGCCAACACAGAAGGAUCCAAGCGGAAAACUCUCUUCAAGGAGGAUCUGGGCAAACCUCGGGACAUUGUGGUGGAUCCUUCACAAGGGUAAGUGUGAUGUCAACCCAACAUGACAGACCUUAGAGCUUACACUCUUACUCAGAAGACCUUACACUGUAAAAUGUUGACUUUGUUGAACAUCUGUUUUAAUAUCUAUCCUCUCGUUUUGCUAUUUCAGUUUCAUGUACUGGACAGACUGGGGUCUGCCUGCUAAGAUUGAAAAAGGAGGCUUGAAUGGUGCAGACAGGCAAACUCUGGUCACAGAUGGAAUUGAAUGGCCCAAUGGUAUCACUCUGGGUGAGUUUUCUCAGAAUAUGUUCUCCUUAUGCAUCCUGAUCCACUUCUUCUUCAUCCAUCUCUUAUUUUCAUUACGUAUGUCUGAGCUGCACCGAGUUAUAAAAUUACGUGGGGCAUAGUUUUCUAUAAUGGUUAAACAUACCUUUUUAGGUUAUACCUUAUCUGUAUGCCACCAUAUGGUGUCACUUUGGACAAUGUGUGAUUCUUUAUGGUAAUUGUUUUCUUUAAAAUCCCCCUUUUAAAUUUAUUUAUUUAUUUAUUUAUUUUACACUAUUGUAUUUUUUUUUUCUUCAGACUUUAUGAGUCAAAGACUAUACUGGGUGGACUCGAAGCUUCACUCACUGUCCAGUAUCGAUGUUACCGGAGACAACCGACAUACUGUUUUAGUGGACGAAGAGCACUUGGCUCAUCCUUUCUCCCUUACGAUCUUUGAAGUAAGUUUACAUUAAAACAUUGUCCCUGUUAUUCCUGGUCCAUGAAGACUGAAAAUUAGCAGGGAUAUUUUGCUAAUCGUACUAGCUGACUUUAUAUUUAAACAAAGACAAGCACACAAAAUCCAUGUACAGUAAGAAUGUAUUUUAUUUUAUACCACAUGAUGGUUCACAUGCAAUAGUUGCUCUAUUUUGAGUAGGAUUUUCUUAUUUACUUUUAGAAAUUGCAUCAAACUUACACCUGGUACAGGACUUUACAAGCCCUUGACCCAAAUCGCUGUUUUUUUUUUUUUGUUUUUUUUUGUCUAUGUCAAUAUUUGCUCCCACUAUCUAUUUAGUCUGAUAUUUUGUUAUCUUCAAGACUGGAUCAAAUAUUAACAGUAAUUUGGGGUCAGCAUUAUCUACCUAUGUAAUAAUGCUUUGGGUGUAUUUUUCAGGACCUUGUUUUCUGGACAGACAAUGAGAAACUAGCAAUAUUCAGUGCCAACAGACUCACAGGAGAGAACAUUGUUAAAGUUGCUGAAGAUCUUCAGUCUCCCGAUGAUAUUGUCUUAUACCAUAACCUGAGACAGCCAAAAGGUAUGAAUAACAAUUCCGUGUUUCCAUGUUAUAUCUAUAUCUAAUCCGUUACAUUUCAGAGAAAGAAAGGUUCUUAUGAAUUCUAGGUUAGUGGUUUAAACCAGUCAUAAGGAACCAGCAAUAGGGAUAAUGAUAAAACCGAUGCAAUUUAGGGUUAUUUGAGAACCAUUCCUAAAUGGGUUUGCAUUCUAGAUCUGUCUCUCUGGCUCCAGAACAAUAGAGGUCAAAAAGUGUAGCUCUCAGAAUGUCCAGAGGCUACAAUCCCUAUGAUGUUUUGACAGCUAUUAAGGGUUGAAGUUCCCCAAUAGAUUGAGGGCUGCCUAUUGAACCAGGUCUAGGUUAUUGUAAAUUGUUGUUGAGGAGGGAAUAAAGGAGUCUGCAAGUUUCCCUAGAUUGUAGGGACGAACACAAUCUAUAGGUUAUAUUGAGAUAUGUGAUGGGGAGUAACAUUUGCAUAAAUUCUCUGAAUACAAUGGGAUUGUAUUGAGCUCACUGCAGAAUGUAUGACAUAACAGAAAAGAACUGUUUUUAUAGGUGUGUGUGUGUGUGUUUUGUAUUUACUUUAGUAAUUUAGUUUUUGUUUGUUUUAGUGCAUUUAUUAAACUUUUUUUUUUAUCCACACUCUUGAUUACAGCUCAAAACUGGUGUGAAACCCACCAUCUUGAAAAUGGUGGCUGUGAGCAUUUGUGCCUACCAGCCCCUCAAAUCAGUGCCCGCUCCCCAAAAUUCACAUGUGCCUGUCCUGAUGACUUGCAACUGGGGCCCGACAUGAGAAGAUGUGUGACGGGUAGGUUGGGUUUUUGUAAUGCCACGAAUGGCCACAGGAGGCGUUUGGGUGUGAAUAGAUCCUUUCAUUGUCGUUGCAUGAGCUUGCCAUGCAGCCUGUACAGAACCGUGCAAAUGGAGUGUGUUGAGAAAAUCAGAGUAAUAAAAGUCCUCGUUUAUCCCCUAUGUAAAAAUGAUCAAGGCUCCUAACAUGUCUUCUUUGCUUUCCAGCAUCUACUCCUACAGAAGUAUCGCAAUCUACAUCACCACCUAUUACCACCACAGCAAUGAGGAGUACUACCCUUGCGAAGAUCACAAAUAGGCUCCCAAAAACUGAACCACAGCCAAAACUUGCAACAGCUUCAACCACUACCACAAUCUCCACCACCACAGCUGCUGCUAAAACCACUGCAACAAGAACCACGGCGAAAUCCUUGAACUUCACUACACAGGCGUUUCAAACACAAGAAAACAAAGGUACAUUCACCCUUCACACUCUCUCUCCUAUCUCCUUUUUAAUAAUUGCAUCAUCAAGCUUUUAUAGAAGAUGGCAGAAUGGUAGCUAAAUUUACACUGGACAAUUUUGCAAUUAUUACUACAAUGGGGUGAUGGGUGUAUGUAGAGGGGAUUAUGUGAUGAAGACUAUUUUGUUUUUAUUUCAGUAACACAAACGUAUUGCUUGUGUCCCAUAAAAGCCAGAGAGCUGCCAUGUAACACCCUCUCUCAAUUUUAUUUUUGUAGAUCGGGAUGUGCUUGUCGCAGAUACUACAAAUUCCCACUCUGGUCCCACGGCUCUCUAUAUUGUGCUACCAAUUGGUAAGUUGUAAAGAAGAAACAUUGUUACUCUGGCAACAUCUCGGUUUGUUUGUGAAGCCUUUGAAGCAAAUCUUCAUAGCUAACUGAAUCUGUUGAAGGCAUUCUUGUAUCCGAUAUAGAAGUCUCUUUAUGGUGCUGUACGUCUUAUUCAUAUAUGACAAUGAACAAACCAGAGAUGCCUGUUUCACAUGGCAUUUGUGGCCAGGUGGAUGCAAUCUUACAGUAGUUCACAAUUUUUAUAUUUAAGCCUGGUUGAUAUGAUUUAGCUCAACCCCCAUAUAUUUAUUUUGUCACAAAUUAUUAUAUUUGUGACUGAAAAAUGCUCAAUGGGAAACUGCGUACUUGCAUUGGUUCGGGUCUUUUGGUGCCUGCUUGCUUACACUUUAAAAAAAUUUUUUUUUAAAUUUAACUUUCCUAUUCUUAAAAGAAAAAAAAGAGACUUAAUCUGAUUUCAAAAGGCAUACAUAUCGAUACAGGGGCAGGCAACAUUUGGCACACCAGCUGUUGUGGACUACAUCUCCCAUAAUGCUCUUAUAGCCACAAUGCUGGCAAAGCAUCAAGGGAGAUGUAGUUCACAAAAUCUGGCGUGCCAAAUGGUGCCUACCAUAGUAUGAUGGUGCAAAAGGACAGUUUCUCGUGGCAGAGAGAACAAACUUUGCAGAACUACAUAUUGCUCACCAUUCAGACAGAAUGCAUUCAAUUAUGUGAAAGCCAUAAUGAUGAUAAUUUUUUUUAAAUUAACAUCCUCUUUAUCUUUCUGUUUUUGUUUCUUUUCUCCAGUGCUGCUUUGUUUAAUAUCUUUUGGUGGUUACCUCUUGUGGAAAAACUGGAGACUGAAAAACACCAACAGCAUCAACUUUGACAAUCCUGUGUAUCAGAAAACUACAGAAGAAGAUGAGAUCCACAUAGGACGAAGCCAAGGCGGAUACAGCUACCCAUCGGUAAAUAACAAUCUACUCUGUACAAAAACAAACCUACAGCGAUGAAUAGAUCUGACAAAGCUUACUAAAUAGUACAUGCACAAGAUCACACUCUGGUGAAUCCAAAACAAUAUGUUUUGUCCUUUAAGAACUAAUCAUAUGUUGGGUGAAAUGGACAGUUUAGGCACCAAAAGCAUCUAAUCUUAGUGAACUGAUUUUGGUGUCCCUCACAGCUUUGCACUUUUUAUAUUUUGCACCUCUAAUAGCUGUCAAAUGUUGUUGCUGGAUGUGUGCAAUGCUUCUCGGUUGUGAAUAUAUGUCCCCAUUGUUUCUCUGAGAAGCAUUUCAUUGGACAAGUCAUCAGAGUGUCUGUUUAAACUCUGUCUUGAGUACUGUUAUUUUGUAGAGAAGCCAACAAUAUAGACCUCCUAAAUUGUGGGAAUAAAAUUCUUACCGUGGUCAAAUAUGUACAGAUCUGAUCUUCUAAACCUUGAUCAAUACAUGUUGAUACAGAGUCAUGUUAUUACAGAUGAAAGUAGUGCGAGAGUAUGUUUACUAUAAACUGCUUUAAAGGAACACUCCACUGCACCCCCCAAAAAAAAACCAAAAAAUAAAAAACAGUUAAGUAGAUAUAGCACCAAGGAAAAUAUGCUUGCAUCUACAUUUUAUUUUUUAUUUUUUCCAUUGGAAGCAUAUCUAAAACCAAUUUGUAGAAUCUCUUGUCUGCAACCUUUGCUAGCUCUCCCCUUUUAACCACGCCCAGAGUUUCUGUGACUUUCCAAUCACAGACUUCCCAAUGCAGCUGAAUGAGAAGUCUUUGCAAGGCAGGUGUUCUGGACAAUUGCUGCCUCUUGAGUUUAGCUCCACUGAGCUAACCAAAACAGGAAUUAACAGGACCGGUUAGAAGGAAGAUUAGCAUCUAUACCUGUUUCAAGGCUUCAGCAUUUGUCGGCAACUUAGGACUGUACACCAGCCAAAGUUUGCAAAUCGUGCUAAGAAUACUUUAACAACAUAAAACACUUUGCUCGACUGAUACACCUGUUAUUGUCUUGUUUUUAGAAAUACACACUUAAAAGAAGUAUUGUUUUUUAGUAUUCUCUGUAGUAUUGGUACCAACAUAUAUUAUGCUGUUGACUGUACCAGAGUGGCUACCAGGCACUAACUAACUAUUUCUGCAUUUACAGAGGCAGAUGGUGAGAUUAGAAGAUGAUAUCGCUUGAAGAACUGUUACCCAUUUUGUGCCUAUCGCCAAACUCUGCUGCUCAGUUCUAGAUCAGGGGCAAUGACUACAAUGAAUACAGAAAAUCAAAUUCUACAUACAUGUCCGUCCACACCAACGUGCCGUGUCUUCGCAGUUAUAUUUAAAUAGCUUUGGGUUUUUUUCUACCCUCUCACCGUAUUUUUUUUUUUUUUUCCUAUUGAACGAGUUGCCCCGUCUCAUUGAUAUUUUACAGACUUUGCUUUUAUGUUUUUUGUUUUUUUUCUUUAUUAUAAUUUAUGGAUUUAAUUUUUGAAGUUGUGCCAUAUUAUUUUCCGCUCUCCUCUGCACAAUUGUGAGAAUGAAUCCAUGAAGGACACACAACAGAUCUUACAAAGGACUCUGAGAGUGAACAAAUGUUGGAAAACUAUAAUAUUGCAAAGCACUGCGGGACCAUGAAGAACUUAAGAAAACAAUCCUUCUGGGGGGGUUGUUUUAAUGUUUUUGCAACUAUGUUAGUGUUGUCUGUUUGUUUUUUGUUGGGGGCUUGAGUUAAAAGCACAAAGUACUUAAACACUAAAAAGCUAAACAUUCAAACUGGAUGGUGACUAGCAGCUACGUGUGCAGAACAUGUUGAACUGUGGAUAUCGACAUCUCAGGGUCGUCAUUAAUCUCUGGGAGUAUGCUCAGGAUCGGAGUUACAGCCAUUGUAUGAAGUUUAUUCUUCCUGACAAUAUGUAGCAAAUGGCCAUCAGAGACCAACAAGUGCCUCUUCUGCAACUGUUGUUUUACCUCCAAUUUGCCAACACCCGCCCUCUGUCUGCACUUUUGUUUGAUUGGUUAUGUAUAGAUUUGUUUGACUGUGUGUAUGAUGGGCUGUGGAAUUUUUUUCUUCCCAUCAGCCUGUAUAUUUUAGCAGGAUAUGAUGGUCCAAACCGGCAUUUGGAAUAUAUAAAAAUUUGUGAGUUUUCUUCUGAAUUGCACUCUUUCAACAGCUGCUGUUACAAUACCAUUUCCAUGUUUGCAAGCCAACGAAUACAGGAAUUGGUUGUUGAAGUUCAACUGCAGUUGGUGAAUCUGCUAGCUUCUUGCUUUCUACUAUCAGACGGUCAAUGUGCAAUCAGUUUUAUCAGGAAUGAAAAAUUAUGCUGUAAUCCAAAGAACCGCAAACAAAUGGUUAACCCUGUGAUUUCCAGUGCGUUUCUUGCAAAACUUUUAGUGCUUAGUAGUUUAAACGCACCCAUGGGUAGACUACUGCUGCCUUAAUAUGGAAGUGGUGCUAAUAUAAUAUCCUGUUUUUACAUGCCGUAUCUUUCAAUUGUACUUGGUUGCAUGUGAGAUUUCUUUUAACCUGUGGAAAGCCUUACAUUACAUCUUCUCUUCUGGCUGCAUAGAAAGCAUCUGUAAUUUACUGCAGUAUUGGAAUCAAAAUGCCCUGCCUGAACCUGUGAAAAGAUUGCUAUUUUAUGUGAAGGGUGUAUAUAUAUUUGUAUCUGUACAGUUAUACUUGCACAUGUUUAUAUUUUUUUGCUGUAUGUACUUUUAUGUUCAUUUUGGGAAAGUUUAAUAUAUAAUUUAUUUAUUUCAGAAUAUA
Molecule: messenger RNA, 17671 nt
Organism: Pelobates cultripes (western spadefoot toad)
Lineage: Eukaryota; Metazoa; Chordata; Amphibia; Anura; Pelobatidae
Source: the annotation of a GenBank genome assembly